GUACACAUCCCCGUAUGACGCAAAAGCCGCUUGGAAAAAUGUGAGGUUAUGUUUGAUGUGUUGACAAAUUUUGACAUGCAAUAAUCCACUUUGCCAACUGUCAGAAUUUUCCGAUUUUCCUUGUUGGUGGUAAUCGUUUGGUCCUUGUCGCCCUUGCUUUCCCUUGUUCCCAUUUUCUGGCCGGGAGCAAGCUGGGUUGACCCUGAGUUUCCUGGCUGUUGGGAUGACACAGUGACAAUGACACGGCAUUGGCCCACUUUGGGGGAUCGUUUCAAAUAACUUUUGGAUGCCUAGAGCUAUCCAGUUUGUUACAGUGUCUCUGUUCAUUUGAAACCGUCGCAUUGAUUUUACUCUCCUGCAACUUAUAAAGCCAGCAGCUUCACUAUGACUUCUGCAAGAGGCUUCAAAGUAACUGAUGCAGAAAGGAAGACAAGGGUAGGAAUUGCAGUAAAAACUCUCGAUGAACUGAGGAAGAAAACUGUUGAGAAAUUCAAACUGAAAUAUCCUCCAUCUACUAUUGAUUUCCAAAUGCAGGAUGGUACUGUGAUAGACUCAGAAGAGUACUUUCAGACCUUGGCAGCUCAAACCCUACUCAUUUGGAUUAGAAAGGGGAAUAAAGCUGAAACUGAUGCUGAGAUGCUGUAUAAGAUUAUUAGGGAGGUGAAUGAUGAGUAUUUGACAACUGGAGAAAAGAUUCAGGAUUUUUUCACAGAAAAAAUGAAAAAUAAAAUUUUUAAACUAGCUGAAGUGCUUCGUGGUAUAAGUGGGGACAAGGUUAAGCUGAGCACUAGGACUGAAGACCCUGAAUGGUUUGAAGGCCUGGAUACCAGUGUGAAAACAAAAGAAGCCUAUAUGAGGCGCAGAGCUCAGGAUCGCAUCCGAUCAUACUAUUACAAAACGAAGGAGGAGAUCAUGAAGGUCGCCGUAACGGGCGAAGCGAACAUUUUGUUGAAAACGUUACUUGAAGAAUUUAGUAGUCGGUUGAAAUACUAUUCAUACCACGGUCAUUAUUUCGACAGGACGUGCAGUAAAUUCGAACACAUGAUGAGCAUUUGCGACGCGGAGGGCAACUUCACUUGCCAGGGCCGCUGGGACAAGGCAGUUUGCCUGUACAAUCCACCUCAUUCUAUCAAUCCCUAUGCCAGCAGAGAACACAGGAUUGUUUUUCAGACUUGGAACUUGGACCACAGGAAAGAGAGAACCCGAAGUGUCAUCCCAGCAAUUUGGGAAGCGUUACUGGUUUGUAGUAAGACUCGUGAUUGCCUUGAUUGUCUGGAGAAUCACAAAAUAAAAAGCAAAGGUUCUGACAAAUUACUGGCCAUGGAAAUGAUUUAUAAUGAUUUGUUCACUCCGGUGAACCUUAAAAUUGUUCAUAUUGUUUGCCACGACAAAGGUGCGCACAAACAAAAGGCUGGACCUUAUUGGACUGAUGGGUUUUAUGACUCUGAUGAAUCCGAUUGAUUUUGCUGGUCAAAUUUCUUUCAGACUUACGAAAUUUGUAUUUGUUAUGUUAAACAUAUUCGAGACUGUUUGAUUCCGAGUGUUCCUACACCCUUCUUAUACGUAUAUACUAUACAGGGUAUGCCAGAAAUUUCAAGGACUACAGCUACUGACUUUGAUAAUACACUUUGUCUGCCAAUGACCCUGUAGUUUUUGGUGCGGCACCAGCCCUCAUAGGUCUGAUAUGGGUGUUCAGAAAUUAAAGGAUAAUCCUGCAGUUGCAUUAAAACUUAAGUUUAGUUUUUAAAGUUGUGUAUCGGUAUUUAAUUUUUUGUUAAAAGACCUGCAUUUAGUUAAUGCCGUGAAUUGAUUCGCAUAUUCUACCUAAAUAUCAACCUAAUACUGUAUUCGCGCGUCCGAAAAAUUUUCCGAGAAGAAAUGAGAUAUUGUCGCUGCAUGUAUGAGAUUUUGUUUUAUUAUAUUUCAUCUUGGAUAAUUAUUCGAGCGUGAAUUUAGUAAUAGGUUGGCUAUCUUCAGCUAGAAUACGUUAGUCAAUGUCCCGUGCUAUUUCUACAAAUAUCAACUUUGUUGGUUUUGUUUCAGAACGAUCAGAAUGAAGCAUUUCAUCCUUCCCAGUUUUACUUUUUUCCUAGAAUGCCGAGACACCUACGUAAGAAUACCAUAUAUACAAAAACCUAAACUUUAAUGAAAACCUGUUCUCACGUCUGAUUGGUAUCCUCUAAUGUAAAAGAAUCGAGUAUGAUCACUGUGCUAAAGUUGGUUGGUUAUUGGAAAUUUUUAAUGGUAUUAUUGCUGAUUCACUCUUGCAGUUCUUGCAUAUAUCAAAUAGUGGCAUUUUAUGGCUUUAAGACAAAAGGGGAAGGAUUGAUGUUGAAGGAUAAUUUAUAUUGCAUUUAUUAACGUUAUGAUCACCAUUUACUGUUACAGAUGCCUUACAUCUUUUCAAAACAAAUUGUUAUGAACAAGAAUAGGGCAUGUGUAUCAGUAAAGAUUUUUUUUAUAUCGAAGCAGCCGCGCAGGCAGAAGCCUAAAUGCCGGAACACCGCGGCUCCUAUGAUGAUCCCAACGAAAUUUUGUUAAUACGACUUUUGAACUGCCUAAGGUUAGUAGAACUGGGAAAAGCUUCCUCUUGUACAUUUUCCCACAAUUUCGGCACCCUCGGGACAAAAGAGCGGUCGUAUCGGCCAGUUCUGGAUGUACGAAGUUCGACACGGUUAGGAUGGGACGCCAAAGUCAGGCGGGUCUGUCUGGCAGGCACAUCGCGCGGCGGCAUCAUGGAAGAGAGCUCUGAGGAGCAAAGCCCGUUGGUGUAGCGAUAGAAAAGAGCUAAAUAGCCGACGGUUCGCCGGUGCGAACGAGUCCAGAGACUGUCUGUUAGAGAAGAGUCAUCGAUCAGUCGGACCGCCCUCCUCUGGACAGCAUCGAGCAUGGAUAAUGUAGUAGGGGCGGCAGCACCCCAAACGUGUGAGCAAUACUCGAGGCUAGGACUUAUCUGGGCCUUGUAUAGAGUAAGAAGGUCAUGCGGGGGGACAGGACAGCAGUGCUGUAAGGGACAGGAUGCGUGGUCAGAAAACCAUCCAGCAGGCUAUUGGCGUGUGACUAGAUGCGGGGAAAAAAGUAGUGAGUAAGAGCGAACGCUUCGACUGCAUGACCUGCUGCAUCGGUCUUGUUUGAGCCCAACCAUGGCUCAUUAUGGGCAUUGAAAUCACCGAGAAGAACGGCCUCUGAAGCGGGGUGAUUGAUGUUCAGGAAGUCGAUCUGGACGGCUAGGUAUUCGAGUAGGUCAUCCCAGUUAUGGUCCGAGGGAGAGCGAUAAAGGCAGCAAAUAAAUUUGGGUGGUGGUUUGGAGUUGAGGCGAAGCCUCAGAAUGUCCUUCCGGUCUGAUUCCAAAGAAACAUCUCUGGAGCAGGAAUGACUGAUGCGGACAAAAGCCACAACUCCCCCGUUCUUUUUCAGAUUGGAGUGGACUUCGUAAUUUGGGAACCUAAGAUGGUUAAUCGGUGCAGACUCUGAGAUUUUUGUCUCCGCCAAGAAAAGCAUGGUGGGACGAUUGGAUUGAAAGUAGUGAAUGGUGAUGAACAGCAUCAAUGUUGCUGUUGAUCCCGCAGAUGUUCGUGAAACAAAUUUUAUCUUCGAUGGUGUUCCCUCGAGUGCAUCCUCCACCCGGACAUUCUGAAAGUGGAGUGAGCUUACAUCCGGAAUUCUUAGUACUCGAGGGAUCCAUUAUCAUUAAUUUAUUUGUUUUGGAAGAUAAUCGACUGCAUAGCUUAGGUGUGGAAACAUGCGGACAUUUAUAAGAUACCCUGGGAACCCCCUCGGUCGACUGGUCCUUGUCUACCACCUUCUUUUUGCGUGUUAAUGAUAUUAAAUAGACCUAAAGUGGCCAGUUGGCGGACUUGUACCGCCACUCGGCAAUCGGUACUGAGGUAUUCCUUAACGCGUGUACAAGCACUUGAACGGGAAUAAGUUGUUGGCGAAGCCUCAGAAUGUCCUUCCGGUCUGAUUCCAAAGAAACAUCUCUGGAGCAGGAAUGACUGCUGCGGACAAAAGCCACAACUCCCCCGUUCUUUCUGUCUCAGAUUGCUAAUGAUCAUUACAGCUCUAAAUUUAAGUUAAACUAUCAUUCAACAUCAAUCCUGUCCUUUUUGCCAUAUAAUGGCACUUUCAGAUAUUUGAGAAAACGCAAUCAUCUAUUGUAACUGCAAUUAGAAGAAAAUAACAGUAAGAAUAACAAUAAUACCAUUUAAAAGUUGCCAACAACCAACAUUUUCGAAUAAUUUGCACAGUGAUCAUACUGGACUCUACCACACUCCAGGGUGUCAAUGUCAGUCAUGAGAACUGAUUUUCAUUAUAGUUUAGAAUUUGGUAUGAUUUUUAUGGGGUUUUCUUGCCAUUUUAAGGGAAAAAAUACUAGAUGGGAUGAAAUGCUUAAUUCUGAGAGUUUUAAAACAAGCCUGAAUAAAAAAGGUUGAUGUUUGUAGAAAUGGCAGGGUAUUAACUGAACUAGUCUAUCAACAAAAAAUUAAUUGCUGAACAUCUCGAGAACUAUACGAUUUCAAUAAAACAACAUUUUUCCAUAUAGUAGGUAUUUGCAGCUGCAGGAUUAUUCUUCAAUUUCUGGACACCCUGUAUAUGUUAUAAGGAGGGCCUGUUGCCGAAUUUGGUUAACACCAAAGGUUACAACUAUUGAUUCUCAAUAUUUAGCGCCACUUGCGACCUUUGGAUGGUGCUACCAUAUAAUUUUCCGCUAAUAAACAUUGACAUAUGCCAGUACUUUCCAUAAAAUAUCAGUGAGGAACUAUUAAGUUUUGAUGUUAUAUCUUGAAUCUCAAAAUUUAUCCAUUGGCACAGAUUGACCGAUUUUAAGCAAACAUUUAUUUAUGUCGGUGGAAUUUUGGAAAACCCUGUAUUUUAAUAUAUGGAUAGAUUUUCAAACACGUAUCAAUUUUUGAGUAACAUCGACGAAUUGAAGCUCCUCAAAGUUAUGGUUCACAUAACAUGCUCGUAGUUUAAGUUUUUUACAUUUUCGUUAAUUUUUGCAUUUAUUUUAUUAUGCGUUCAUGAUCUCAAAACAACGCAAUCUCCAUAAAAUUUUCAAAAACUCUUAAACAUGGGGCUCAAAUUUCAUCAUUCCGUGAAAGAUUUAAAUAUAGUUAUAUUACAUUAAUAUUUUUUAUCGGGUUUUUCAAUCUGCUUAUUUUGGGUGAUAUCAAAUAAUAAAAUUGGUCAUAUUUUGCAUCAAAUAUAAUAUGGCUAAUGAAAUCUGAAAUCCCAGCAUUACACUAAUAGAUCUCAGUUGUUUGAGAGUAAAAAAUACAAUUAUAAAAUAUCGACAUAUAAAAAAUAAAAGUAUGGGCAGAAACUGAACUAUCAAACCGUAUGUUGUCGUAUUAAACAAUUUUUAUAUGAAUAUUCUUCGAUUUAUUAGUGUUGAAUAUAUUACAGCAAUUUUUAUCUUGUAAGUUUCAGUAUUACCUUUCUACUAUUCAUCUUACUGUUAAAAUUAUAUGUAAUGUUGAAUUUUGUGAUAAUUUGUCAGGAAAACUACCACUACCACUUAAGUAGAAAUCAAAAUAUAUUCUGAAAUGUGAUCGUGUUACCAAAAAAUGUGCUAUUCGUGUAACGCUAUAUCUCUAGAUGGAUCUAUACCAGCUUGAAGUAGACGCUAGAUUAGGUAAAAAAUGCUGUUCAAUAUCAAUGUGAGAGUUACACUAUUAGAUAAACGUUUCUGUUAGAAUGUAAGAAAAGAUAUUUUUGGAAACGAUUUGGUUACAAAAAUGAUAUUUUUAUAGCAUCGCUUCAGAAGAAGAUGGGUGAUUCAGUUGUGGUCUUUUAGACGUAUUAAGACUCGGGUGAUAUCUAUUGAUAAAUUUCGAAAAUGUGACAAAGCGCGUUGUUGAAACCAUGGCUUUUUUUGGGUAGAAACGAAUAGGCAGGAAGAAUAUUGGAACUAAACAAAUCGUAAAUAACCUAAAGGUAUGUAACGUAAAUAGAGUUUAAGUAGUUAAAACCCUUUUACACUGUAGGCUCAGUAUGUCAAGAAUAUGAUGCAUGUUUGAAUUGAUAGUAGGCGUGCCUAAGAGGCUAAGUGACAGAAAAAAAAAGGUUACAGGUUCACUGGUUAGAAGUUACAUGGAAAUACUCGAGUUAGUAUGGUGGGGGUGGCUGAAGGGAAGGGUAGAAAAUUGGAAACAAAAGAACAUGUUAAGCAAACCAAAAGAAGAAUCUAUUCAAAAGACCGAUGGUUCGGAUGCGACGUAAGUUAAUGGCGGGCUAUUGAUAAUGCAAAAAAUCACCCUUUCUAAAAUAGUCGAGCGCCUCAAAUUACUAUACAGACUAUUCAGCUAGAUGACCUAGCGGUGCUCACUCAUAACCUGAGGAUCAUUUGGCGGGAUUAUGUUAAUCUGACAAUUUAAAAAAAAGCUUUCAAGUUUGAAUGUAAUAGGAAAUUUUUAAAUGAUCAAAACUGUUUUAAAUUAAAAUGCCAGCUGACAAUGAUGAUUGUCUUUAAAGUGAAUCUUUUCGGAAAAAAACAUCGUUUCAACGGCAAAUACAUGUUAUAAAAAUAUGCUAAAAUGCAAUUAGACCUGUAAAUACCCCAAACAUUUCACGUUGACCACCUUUUCCAGUACGGUUUUUAUGAUCUACAAACAGGAAGAUGUCAUUCGAAAGUCUCCCCAGAAUUGUCCGGUGCAUUAUCGCAUUCCGCUACACUUUCUUGUUCUAGCUUUUGAAGAUUAGAGGAUAUUUUAUUUGCAUAAGUUCAAUAUUAUCGUACGUUGACCGUUGUUUUCUGAGUUUGCGGUUUGCUACGACGACAUUCCAAAAUCGCAAGGCAUUUUUUCUGUGUUUCUGAUGUAAAUAUAAUAAUUUUUUUAAAUGUGUUUCUCCCGCGAAAUACACAUUUAAAUAAUUAUUACUCAUCGUCGUAGUAGAUAUCAUUCACUAUAGACCAAUUACUAGAUAUUGACUGUUAGAACAGGUAGAGCUAGCGAACCGCGGAGGGAGGAAUAAGGCUCUAGUGCAGCUGCAUGGACAAAACUUUUUUGACCAUUUUCUCACAUUUCGGCUUGUUGAAAACAGCAGAGUUAAUAAUAUAUAUUCCGUUAUUCUUGAAUUUCUUUCUUUAAAAUUAAGAAAGAAUCGACAGCGUUUGAAAAUGUCAAGAUGACUUUUUUUGGAAGUUUGUGACCCUCCCACUCCCUUACGUCACACCCAAAUCGUCAGAUUAUUGGUUGAUUUAUUUUCAGCAUGUAAUUCACCCACCUUAUAUUAGUCUGACGUGCUCGACUAUUUUUAACGAUAUAUUUCUGAUCAGCUGCUUAUAUACAUAUGGUAAAGGUACUCAACAGGAUAGAAAAUCCACUUUUGGGCUCACCUACUAUGAAUAAUACACCGUUGUGGCAAUAGCAAAUACACAAUACUUUGAUAUCAAAUAAAGGCUAACCUUAACAUUAACGUAUGCGAUAAUUGUAAUUACCAAUACUCUUUAUCAUAUAUGUAAUAGGUUAGUUGAAAACCCUUUAUGUUUUGUAGCUUACAUUUCCAAGUUCAGACGUUGUGCAUUGCAAGUUGCCUUGUACAUUUUUGAACACACACGGAGCCUAUAUACCAAGAUCUAUGUAAAGCCCUAAAUAAGUAAAUAUUGUAAUCAACCAUGUUAUCUAGCUUUUUUCGUACCAUGUAAAACAUGGUAAGUACAUAAAGUUACAGCUAUAGGGUUUAGGUGCCAAAACCUGUAUCACUACUUCAGUUCUAUAAUAACAAUUUUACAGUAUUACCUAAACGUUAUAAAUCAAUAUUUUUCUAAAGAAUUCGCAGAAAUAGAGUUGAGUCCCAAAUUCAACUUUUGCACCAAAUUCUGUAGUUUUACGAAAGCUUAAUAUUUAAAUAUUACUAGCUGACAAGAUUCAACAUGAAUAUGGAAAUGUUGUAAACCUGAAUAUUUAUAACCUUUAGCGCUGCCAAGUUAACUAUAGUGUAUUUAACUUACUGUAGAUCUCUUAUUUUAGGGAUAAAGGUAAUCUAUUUUUAUUAUCGUAUGUGACAUCGUGGAAAGAGAUUUCUAUAAAAGCAUUAGGCAUGUUUUAACAAUUUGGGAUAUUUUUCGAACUUGAGUUAUGACUUCUCAUAUUUCAUAAUUCCAUGAAAGUUGACGUUUUCUACAUGAAUGAUGGAUAUUUUCUCAACAGAAAAAAAUAUUAUCAAAAUCUAUUUUCUAAAAACUGUUACUGUUGUUCUACAUAUAUAUAUACACAACAUAUGUAUACAAGUUAUUGUGAUUCAGAUAGCGAUUGAAACAGAUCAUUUGUAAAACUGCUAAAGUUUGAUGUAUACCUUUAACUGAAUUGAGUGUGACAAUAUUUUGGGUUGUCUGUAUUUUAUGUUAUCAAUCAUUUGCUCAAUUGAACAAAUAAACUGUUUCUAAGCAGACUGUGUUUAUAAUUUGAUAUCCCUUCCCCAUUUAUAUGUUCAGAAUACAUAUAGUUUGCGUAAGCUAUGCAGUAUCAAAUAUAUAGAGUUAUAAUUCUUGUACAGGGUGUCCCGGUAUAAACUGACGCCCCUUUAACUUUUUUGUAUGUCCG
Messenger RNA from Acanthoscelides obtectus, 8546 nucleotides. The record is from the annotation of a GenBank genome assembly. Lineage: Eukaryota; Metazoa; Arthropoda; Insecta; Coleoptera; Chrysomelidae.